This is a messenger RNA of Biomphalaria glabrata, 2021 nucleotides long. RefSeq names its product probable peptidyl-tRNA hydrolase. Gene Ontology annotation, molecular function: peptidyl-tRNA hydrolase activity. Lineage: Eukaryota; Metazoa; Mollusca; Gastropoda; Planorbidae. The coding region runs from base 59 to 1057 and encodes 332 amino acids. The transcript has 5 exons. The record is from RefSeq and is a predicted model, not a curated record.
UUUGUUUACAUUUCUUCAUUAGCAAUACAGAAAUGUAUACUUUUUUUUUUCCAAUGUGAUGCAAACCAUGGGUCAGGUGAAGCAAUCUGUUUUAUCUAGAACUAAGUCUGUCAUAAACAGUAAUUUACCCAGUAAUUAUUUCACAUGGACAAAGAAUGUCCUAAAUGUGUUCGUAACUCGAAUUUCCAGUGUAUUUUAUCAUCAAACUAGUCAGAGUCUUACUUUUGAAAUGCAACACUGUACAAGUACAACUAAAAGUAAAGGCACUAAAGCCACUAAAGGUAAUCACUUUCUGAUUGUAGGCCUUGGUAACUAUGGCUUUGACAAAACACGACACAGUGUUGGUAUGAGAGCUGUGGAAAUUCUGGCCAAGAAGCUUGAUGUUAAGUGGGAACACCAUCAUGGGUUUAUUGGCUCUAUCAAGCUGGAUGAUAUCUACCUCACUUUGUUUAAACCUAAAGCUUUAAUGAACAUCAAUGGACGAAGUGUUGCUAAAAUAGCUCACCAACUGUCAGUAAAGUCUAAUUGCAUCUAUCUCAUCCAUGAUGAACUGGAUCGUGUCCCUGGAAAAUUUCAUUUGAAAGAAGGGGGCAGUGCUGGGGGACAUAAUGGUGUACUAUCAUGCAUGGAAACCCUCGGAUCUAAGGACAUGAUGCGGUUAAGGAUUGGAAUAGGCAGACCUAGUAGCAAGGCCCUUGUGGUACCCCAUGUUUUAGGCCAGUUUUCCAAGGAAGAAUCCUCUCUUGUUGAACUCUCCAUAAACCAGGGAUUGCAAUGUCUUUUAGAUCAUAUCAAGAAAAGGUCGGCCUCUGUGACUCAUCAGGUUGAAAGUGGCUCCCCAACAGCAGCACCAGACCCAACUGUAGCUAAAAGAGAUGGUGCUAAAAAUAGUUCACCAUCAGAAGACACUUUACAAGCAAAAGAUCCAACUCCAAGCACAAAUGACUGUUUACAUUCAGAGCAUGAUAAAUCUAGUUAUUGGGUUGUGGACAGACAGAAAAAUAUAGAAGUGGGUGAAAGUAAAUGUGCUAACUCAGAAAUAACUCCAGAAAGAUGAUAUUCUUUGUUUUAGUUUGUUUGUUGUUUCUGUUUAAAUAUUAUUAAGUACAGGUCACAUGCUGUUUUCUCUCCUUAGUCUUGUAAAAUGUUUUGUUUUUUUAUUAUUUAAUUGUUGGAGACGCAGUGGCUGACUAGUAAAGCCUAGGGGUCCCAGGUUCAAAUCCUGGGAUUUUUCAUUUUGGGAUCCUGCAUUAGUUAGAGAAAAGUAAAGGUAGUUGGUCUUUGUGCUGGCCACAUGACACCCUCAUUAACCAUGGGUCACAGAAACAGAUGACUUUACAUCAUCUGCGCUGUAGAUUGCAAAAUCUGAAAGGGGGAGUAAAUAUUUAUUUAAUCUUUUGGACAUAAAUAUGCUGCAAAAGAGGGAUGAUUGUCUAAUAAAGUCAUAUUACUACAGAGGGCUAAAAUACUAACUAGCAGUCAAGUUACUAGAUGUGAAGAAGCCAAGUGCAUUUAUGCAUUCUACCAUGCACUUAUAUUUAUGUGUGCCAGAUCAUUGUCUUAAACACAUGGCUGCAUUUUUAUAUUUAAACGUUUGGAGUGAGCUUGAUACAAUGAUUGAAGUUAAAUGCCUAGAUCUAGACCUACUAGAUAGAUCUAGAUUUAUAUAGAGAGAAUAUAGAGGAUUCAGCUAUUUAGGCAAAAAUGGCCUUCUUAGCCUGUACUUUAUUAUUAAAUGUAUUAAAUGAAUAAACAAAAAACAGAAACACACAUCUAAUCAUGCAAACAUACAAUAAAUCUAAAAGUCAGUGACCUAAUUUUGGUUAAAUAAGUGUGUUCAUAUUUUUAUUUUUUUGUGUUCGUAUUUAUGCAUAAUGUGAAAACAUCUUAAUAAUUUCAUGUGAGGGGCUAUGCCUAAGGAUCUUAAAAUUUAGUUAAUGUUAAUAUAGAAUUAAAAUCUGAGUUUAUUGAUGUCAAAAUAUAUAGACUGUCUGAAAUAAAUUAUGGUGUCUGGAAUCAAA